Phytophthora sojae is the source of this 1749-nucleotide messenger RNA. RefSeq lists its product as hypothetical. The transcript has 8 exons. Gene Ontology annotation, biological process: proteasome-mediated ubiquitin-dependent protein catabolic process. Gene Ontology annotation, molecular function: proteasome-activating activity; ATP binding; ATP hydrolysis activity. The record is from RefSeq and is a predicted model, not a curated record. Lineage: Eukaryota; Oomycota; Peronosporomycetes; Peronosporales; Peronosporaceae. Bases 1 to 1749 code for a protein of 582 amino acids. Gene Ontology annotation, cellular component: proteasome regulatory particle, base subcomplex.
AUGCAGCGGGGACUGGCGACCAAGCUGCUUUCGCGCGCUGUAGCAGCCACCAUGGGGCAGGCAGCCCGCCCUUCAUUUGCUGCGGAGGCUGCUCUAUGUCGCACCGCAGCGCCGCCGAACCCCAGCCACGCUCUGCGCUCGUUGGGUUCUGUCGCGGAUUCCAGCGACUCUGCGCCUAAUGGAUUCGCAGCUAUUGCUGGGGCUGCAGCGCUCGCUGGUGCGGUUGGACUGACUAUUGAUGCGGCGCAAUCGGAAGCGGCUCCUGACAAGAAGCAGGAAAAGUACGCUGAGGCGGUGGAUACCAUUCGCCAGCAGGUAUCGGAGUUCCGUACAACACUCAAGAGCUCGGAGACGCGCAUCCCGAAGGCCUUUCCGAUCAAAAAGAUUGGCAUUUCCAGGAUCCGCGCGCCGAACGGCGUGUCGACGAUCCGAAUUGAGUUCGCAUGCCCGUCGUUCGUCGACCAAGAAGCAAUCCUGGGUCGGUUCUUGCUGCAGCUGCAGAAGGCGGCGGCGCCUGGAUCUGGUCAAGCUGUGGAGGUGAUGCCCGUGCCGCUGGACAACAACGCGAAGAAGUCUGUCGUGGAGUCCUAUGAGCAGCCUGCUGUCACCUACUUGUACGCAAACGGGUCUGGGUCCUUCCAGUUCUUACGCGACACGUCGUCGUUGCAAGCAACGUCGAAGUUUGUGUUCUACAAGGAUGAAUUCCUUACGCAAGGCGAGAUUGAUGCCGUUGUUGGUGCGUACAAGGAGAUUUACUCGUAUGCGAAUGUGAACGCGUUCUUCCGCCACGACCUUGAACAGCGUCGUAAGAAUGCACUCGUCGGACGCGGGCGAAACCCAACGACAGCGACAUCGGCACCCCUGGACAGCAAGGAAGAAGCGAUCCAGCAGCUUCAAGGUCUUGGCAUCGACGUAUUCGAGCCCACGCAGAACGAAAACAGUUUGACCUGGGAUAGUCUGGCUGGCUACGAGAAGGUCAAAUUGGAGAUCGAAGACACUGUUGUGUUGGCGCUUCAAAACCCUGAGCUAUACGAGCGAAUCGCUCAGAAAACUCGCUGUCGCUACGAGAGCAACCGGCCGCGCGCGGUCUUAUUCGAAGGCCCACCUGGUACUGGAAAAACUCUGAGCGCACGAAUCAUUGCGCAGCAGGCUGGAAUUCCAAUGAUUCACAUUCCGAUCGAAAGCGUGGUAUCGAAGUGGUACGGCGAUAGUGAGAAGAAGAUGUCGGCAAUCUUUGAUGCGUGCGAAAAGCUGGAUGGUGCCAUUAUUUUCAUUGACGAGAUUGAUGCACUUGCUGGAGACCGCUCGGGUGGUACGAUGCACGAAGCUUCUCGUCGAAUUCUGUCUGUGCUGUUACAGAAGGUGGAGGGAUUCGCCUCUGCUAAAAAGACCACAGUCGUGUGUGCCACGAAUCGCAAGCAGGAUCUGGACGCCGCGUUGAUUAGCCGGUUCGAUCUCUCCAUUCGCUACAACCUACCUGACGAGAAGACUCGGCGCGCUGUUUUUGCUCGCUAUGCUAAGCAGCUAUCAGACGAUGAACUCGGCCAGCUAGCCACCAUUUCUCCGCAACUUUCGUGCCGAGAUAUCAAAGAGAUUUGUGAAUACGCAGAACGCAAGUGGGCCUCAAAGGUCCUGAAAAAGGAGGAAACGACGGAGCUUCCAACUUUGAAAACCUACAUGGAGGCCGUAAAGACGCACAUGGGUGGGCUAUCCAGCCAUGACUCUCAGCCUGAUGUGUACGAGGCGUAG